AUGACGAACAUCUCAUCGUGGUCGACUAGAGCAGUUGUGAAUACUACGUCUUCGACUCAAACACCAAAAACGAUAUCAAGCGGCGGUUAUAAACGACCACGCGUGAUUGCAAACGAGGAAUCGUCAAUAUCAGAUUUGGUAGGGGAGGAAAUCGGCAAGGCCAACACCAAUCAGACUGAGCCUCGCUCUGUGGAAGCGGCGCCAGAGAACGGAGCCAAGUUGAAGACGGAGACCCAUAUUCAAGACCUCGAGAGCCAGCUGAGGGCAAAGCCGAAGGAGCCAGAGGCCGGACGAUCUACAGAACAGGUUGAAGAGUACGACCUCGAAGUCUUCAAAAAAUGA
Colletotrichum spaethianum is the source of this 342-nucleotide messenger RNA. RefSeq lists its product as uncharacterized. The coding region runs from base 1 to 342 and encodes 113 amino acids. Lineage: Eukaryota; Fungi; Ascomycota; Sordariomycetes; Glomerellales; Glomerellaceae. The transcript has a single exon. The record is from RefSeq and is a predicted model, not a curated record.